Messenger RNA from Panicum virgatum (switchgrass), 412 nucleotides. Its product is annotated as glutathione S-transferase T3-like. NCBI's taxonomy places the organism in Eukaryota, Viridiplantae, Streptophyta, Magnoliopsida, Poales, Poaceae. Bases 1 to 396 code for a protein of 131 amino acids. The record is from RefSeq and is a predicted model, not a curated record. The transcript is spliced from 2 exons.
AUGAACACUGCCGUGCCAGCUCAACCUAGCGCCCCCGAAGCACGCAGGAAAGGAACUUCCAAACGUUUGAAGAACUUCUCAACAAAGGAGGAUGAAUCAUUAUGCUCAGCGUACAUUAAUGUGAGCAAGGAUCCUAUUGUGGGAACCAACCAGCCAAUCCGAUCCUAUUGGGGAAGGAUAAAAGCUUACUUCGAAGAAGAUAGUGAAUGUACCAGGUCCCAGUCUUCCCUGCAGCAUAGGUGGGCUGAUAUCCAGAAGGAUACUUCAAGAUUUUGUGGGUUUUACUCUGAGAUUGAACGGAAAAACCAGAGUGGCAAGAGCGAUGGUGACAAGGUGAAAGACGCUCUCCAGAUGUAUGAGGGAAUUGUCGGUGCCACUUUCAAGUUCAUUCAUUGAUAGGCCAAAUGGAAGA